Medioppia subpectinata is the source of this 668-nucleotide messenger RNA. NCBI's taxonomy places the organism in Eukaryota, Metazoa, Arthropoda, Arachnida, Sarcoptiformes, Oppiidae. The record is from the annotation of a GenBank genome assembly.
AGAAGACAAUCCCCGAAGACAUGGAUUUGUUGGGAUCCAUAUUGGGAUCGAUGCAAAAGCCGCCGAAGACUACGACCACUGAACAGCAACAGAGGGCUAAAAAAGAGACCGAAAAGAUGGAGAAAAUGCGGAAACAAGAGAAACAAGAAAUGAUGACAUUUAGGAAAACUAUUGAGGAUAAGAUUAACAAAUUCAUGGCAAGCGAUUCGGAGCCUAAAUUGGAUUUUGGAUUAAUGGACAAAAUGCACAGAAGUAUAAUACACGACGUUUCGGACAUCGCGGGUCUCAACGCCUACUCGUUUGGUCUCGAAGACGUGGACAGACAUACCGUUGUCUACAAGAAAGAGUUCACUCCUUCUGAGGACGAGUUGAAUGCUUUGAAGAAAGGGGAGGAAUACGACCCGAAGAAAGCGGAACUUUUAAAACAAAUGGAAUUGGAAGAACAGAACCGAAAGGUCGUCAAAGACAAAGAUAUCGUUCCGAACAAAGAUUUUAGGGAUAAAUACGAGAAAUUGAUUGGUUUGGACGCCGGCAAGAGUGCCGCUCAGGUGACCACUCCUAACAAACAGUUUGGAUUUGUUCCGAGUGCUAACAAAAGAGAUCAGAGAUCUAUUGAACAAAUAUUGGCCGACAAUAAGAAGAAGAAAUUGAAAGCAGAAGAAAAUUAG